AUGAUUAUGAACUUCGAUCGUUUUUCGGGACUACCUGAUAACGGAACAUUCACUAUCGGCUUCACUCCAUCAGACACUGAUAAUCGAUUAUUCACGUUAGGCAUUUGGUUUGCUAGCCUUCCAGGAGAUCGAACUUUCGUUUGGUCACCCAAUAGAAACUCACCUACAUCUCAAGAAGCAAUUUUGGAGCUUGACACAACAGGAAACCUCGUCCUCGUCGACAAAAAAGUCACCAUAUGGGCCUCAAACACAUCAAAUGCUAAUGUAGAAUCAGCAACCAUGUCAGAAUCUGGUAACUUCAUCCUUCACAGCACAAACAACCACCCUAUAUGGCAGAGUUUUUCUCAACCUUCAAACACACUUCUCCCAAACCAGCCUCUAACAGUUUCUUCAGAAUUAACAUCAUCAAAAUCCUCAUCUCAUGGUGGCUACUAUGCUCUCAAAAUGCUUCAGCAACCAACUUCUUUAAGUCUUGCACUAACUUACAAUCUUCCAGAAAGUUACCAAACUUUUGAUGAAAAUGAAUCAUAUGCAAACUAUUCUUAUUGGCAAGGUCCUGAUAUUUCCAAUGUAACCGGAGAAGUUAUCGCGGUUUUAGAUCAAGCCGGAAGCUUUGGAAUUGUAUAUGGAAAUUCAUCUGAUGGUGCAGUUUAUGUUUAUAAGAAUGAAAAUGAUGAUGCAGGUUUAGCUUCUGCAAUUCAUCAAUCUACACCGUUAACCGUUCUUAGGAGACUGACACUCGAAGAGAAUGGAAAUCUGAGGUUAUACCGAUGGGAAGACGUAAAUGGAUCGAAACAAUGGGUGUCACAGUGGGCUGCAGUUUCAAAUCCAUGUGAUAUUGGUGGAAUUUGUGGUAAUGGAGUAUGUAAAUUGGAUAAAACUAAGACUAAUGCUUCUUGCACUUGUUUACCAGGAACUUCUAAACUAGGAAGAGAUGGACAAUGUUAUGAGAAUUCAUCUCUGGUUGGAAAAGGUACUAAUGGAAAAAACGAAAACAAGACAUCGAGUUUUAGAAUUUCGACAGUGCAACAAACUAAUUAUUAUUUUUCUGAAUCUUCAAUAAUAGCUAAUUAUAGUGAGAGUGAUGUUUCUUCUGUAUCAAAAUGCGGCGAUGCAUGUUUGUCUGAUUGUGAUUGUGUUGCUUCUGUUUAUGGACUAAAUGAAGAAAGACCUUUUUGUUGGGUGUUGAGGAGUUUAAGUUUCGGCGGUUUUGAAGAUACGAGCUCUACUUUGUUUGUGAAGGUUCGAGCAAAUAGUUCAUGGACACCAGAAGGACAAGAGGGAAGGUCUAAUAACAGUUCUUCUGAUGGAAUGGGGAGUGCUAAGGAAAAGGCUGUGAUUAUUCCAAUUGUUCUAGGCAUGAUAGUUCUCAUUAUUUUACUCACUAUGUUACUGUAUUACAGUGUUCAUAGAAAAAGAACUUUGAAAAGAGAGAUGGAAUGUUCAUUGGUCUUAUCAGGUGCUCCAGUGAAUUUUACUUACCGCGCUUUGCAGAUCAGGACAAGUAACUUUUCGCAGCUUCUAGGAACAGUUGGAUUUGGAAGUGUGUAUAAAGGAAGCUUAGGUGAUGGUACCUUAGUCGCGGUGAAGAAACUUGAUAAGAUUUUGCCUCAUGGAGAGAAAGAAUUUAUCACCGAAGUAAACACGAUUGGCUCAAUGCAUCAUAUGAAUUUGGUUCGUUUAUGUGGUUUUUGUUCUGAGGGACCUCAGAGGCUUUUAGUUUAUGAGUUCAUGAAGAAUGGUUCAUUGGAUCAGUGGAUCUUACCUUCGAUUCGAGGACCAGAUAGAUUGCUCGAUUGGCAAACUCGUUUUGAUAUAGCCAAAAAUAUUGCACAAGGGAUUGCAUACUUUCAUGAGCAGUGUAGAAACAAGAUAAUACAUUGUGACAUCAAGCCAGAAAAUAUAUUGUUAGAUGAAAACUUUUGUCCCAAGGUAUCUGAUUUUGGACUUGCUAAAUUGAUGGCAAGGGAACAUUCUCAUGUGGUAACAAUGGUAAGAGGCACUAGAGGCUAUUUGGCACCAGAAUGGGUUAGUAAUCGACCGAUAACCGUAAAAGCAGAUGUUUACAGCUAUGGAAUGCUUCUUUUCUUAUUUUUUUGGUGUUUUGUUUAG
Vicia faba (fava bean) is the source of this 2112-nucleotide messenger RNA. The record is from the annotation of a GenBank genome assembly. NCBI's taxonomy places the organism in Eukaryota, Viridiplantae, Streptophyta, Magnoliopsida, Fabales, Fabaceae.